AUGCAGAUUCCGUUACUAGCAGUUCUCAUCGGAGUCUUCAUUCGCACCUCCUUGGGGGCCUCCCUCGGAGUCAUCGACCAGGAUCGCCAAUGUCUGAUAUGGUCCAACAACAAUCAUGGAUGCACGGGCUACUCUGAACCUUUUGCAGAGCUUAAUGGAACUGACUGUUCAGAACUGAGCGAGAUAGUGAACGGCACACGCAAAGACUUCUCUGUUCUCAGUGUAGGAGCGUGUGGGACUGAAGACGGCAAAUAUGUCGCCUGGAUAGCGGUCAAUCAGACCGGUGAAGUCACCUUUUUCAAUCAAAAUGGUGAUCAAUCAGGAUGCAUUUUGAAUAAUGGACUUCAGGCUGGCAGUUGGUGCAGUGCGUCUGAUUAUAAGUCAACGACCACUACUAGCUCGUCCUCCACGCCGAUGACCUCGACUACGGCAAUCUCUUCUUCGAGUACUGUCUCUUCUUCGAGUACUUACUGUCUCUUCUUCGAGUACUGUCUCUUCUUCGAGUACUGUCUCUUCUUCGAGUACUGUCUCUUCUUCGAGUACUGUCUCUUCUUCGAGUACUGUCUCUUCUUCGAGUACUGUCUCUUCUUCGAGUACUGUCUCUUCUUCGAGUACUGUCUGUUCCUCGACCACUGUCUCAGGCAGUAA
Messenger RNA from Penicillium daleae, 648 nucleotides. RefSeq lists its product as uncharacterized. The transcript has 3 exons. The record is from RefSeq and is a predicted model, not a curated record. The coding region runs from base 1 to 648 and encodes 215 amino acids. NCBI's taxonomy places the organism in Eukaryota, Fungi, Ascomycota, Eurotiomycetes, Eurotiales, Aspergillaceae.